AUGUACGACGCAGGUCGUCGUUCCUCGGAACAACGAGCAGCCAUGAUCAAAGUCGCAGUCGUCGGCACCAACGGGCUAGCACAGUACAUUGUAAACUGUCUAGCAACUCAAACUUCACAUCAGUUCGUGAUCUUAUCUAGAAGGGUGGGUUCUGAUCCAACAAGCGUGGAGAGUGAUUCUGAGAUCUGGCAGCCUAGCCCGGGGCUCACUGCGAAGGGAUGGCAAGUAUUGCAGGUUGACUAUUCCAACUCCGCCGACCUCAGGUUCAAGUUAGCUGGUGUCGAUACUGUCAUCUCAACCAUUUCGGGAAACGCUCAGCUCUCUUUGAUCGAUGCUGCGGCUGCGGCACAUGUUCGACGGUUUGUGCCGUCAGAAUUCGGAGGGCCACCUUCGUUGCGUCCUCAGAAUGAUCUGCUGGACCAGGGUCGCCGGGCAGCCAUUCUGCGACUUCACCAACACGAGGCUUCAGGGAUGAAGUUUGCAAUAUUUACCUGUGGUAUACUGUACGAAAGAUUUGGGCCUGGGGGGCUGGCGGCGUCUCAGAUUGGUUUGAGCAGCCAGAUUGCUCAAGAAGGACAAUUCUUGAUGGACUUUCGACGCAGAAGGGCCCAAAUCCCACACAACAGUGCCUCCGGUCAGCCUGCAAUGGUGUGCAUGACAUCGGCACAUGAUGUAGCCAGGUUCGUUGUGGCUGCAUUGGACCUUCCUUCAUGGCCACGGGAAUUCAGGUUAAGAGGAGAGAGGAUGAGUGUUCGAGGCAUUGUUGCCGUCGCCGAGGCCGUCCAAGGCCGGCCUUUCGAAGUUUCUGCUAUUACCAGGUCCUCGUUGCAGGAUUCGCUGACAUAUGCCCGAGCAGUGGGCGACCGGGCUCGUGAAAGUCGCUUACACCACCUCCUUGUCACUGCCGAGAAUCGCUAUGACUUUGCCAACACAAACCUCAAUCAGCUGGUCUCUGUACACCCCGAGAGGUUUCGUGACUACCUGAUCCGAGUGUGGUCUUCGGCGACAUGA
Molecule: messenger RNA, 1011 nt
Organism: Exophiala spinifera
Lineage: Eukaryota; Fungi; Ascomycota; Eurotiomycetes; Chaetothyriales; Herpotrichiellaceae
Exons: 3
Coding region: 1-1011 (336 amino acids)
Source: RefSeq, a predicted model, not a curated record